Molecule: messenger RNA, 1344 nt
Organism: Cyphellophora attinorum
Lineage: Eukaryota; Fungi; Ascomycota; Eurotiomycetes; Chaetothyriales; Cyphellophoraceae
Exons: 1
Coding region: 1-1344 (447 amino acids)
Source: RefSeq, a predicted model, not a curated record
AUGCCAUCACUUACCACCUGGAUCGGCUUCACGGUCCUAAACCUUGCGAUUCUCUGGCAAUUCCUUCUCAAAAAUAUCGUCUUCAAUUCAUUUGGCUACGGACGCGUGCUACAGCCUCUCUCAGACUUCCCGUACACAUGUCGUCGGGUAACGGACCACAACAUCGCUGCAUGUGAGGACGCAUGGAUUGACGACAAGUCUCGCCAGCUAUUUCUCGCUUGCUCAAACGCGUUGGGUCGAAAAGCAUGGAACCCAACCAUGGCGAGCUAUGCUGCUGAUCGCCGCCCACAACACGAUCAGGUGGUCGUGAUGUCGCUGGACACGCCACAUCCUCAGGAUCCUCAGUCUUUUGACUAUCGCAUUCUGGACUUUGGCGACUAUACGAACGCCAUAGGCGAGAAGCAGCUAAAUCUUCUAGGCAUGACUGGUCGAACCCUGAAAGAUGGUACCAUAAAUCUGUACUUCGUCAGUCAAGCACCAACUUUUGACUUGACCACGCAAGUGCCCACAGAUCAGGCGGUUACAGGUCACAAUGCUACAAUCGAAGCUUUUAGCAUGAGCCCGGACUCGUCGACCCUCAAGCACCUCUACACAUUCUAUAACCCUACGAAUAUCACCACGCCUAAUAACGUCGCUGUUCGACCAGACGACAGCAUUGUCAUCACGAACGACCAUGGACCUUACCGAUCUGGACUUGGUCACACUCUGUCGACCGUCCUGGGCACCGGGAGUAUCGCUCACUGCAUCCCACCUCCGGACAAGAACUCUAUUGCCCCAUGUAGCUUGAUAGCCAAAUCUGAACGACAUCAUUUCCCCAACGGAUUGCACGUCUCGCCCAAAGACACUCUUCUAUAUGUUCCCAGCUCCUUGACUGGAGAGGUCUCGGUUUACAGCUCCCCAUUCAGAUACGAAAACAUUCCCCAAAAUGGCUUCAGACCCUUCAAGGACGCCGAUCACCUUCACAACACGACUCAAGAGCAUCCUAUCCAUAAGGUUGGCUCGAUACCUCUGAACAUGCCUCUCGACAACAUCUCUGAGGAUAGCGAUGGCGUGAUGCUGGUAGCAGGAUUCCCGAAACUGCCGCAAGUGGAAGAGCAUCUCAAGGAGUCGACACCAAUCGAUGGGCGCAGUAUUGCCGCAACGAUUCUUGAGAUCAGGCGAGUAGGAGAGCCAGGAAAGGGCUUUGGGAUGCCGAAGAGGGAAUGGACCGUGAAGAAGAUUUUGGAGGAUCCGAAAGGAGAGAUCCUACCGAUGACGACAACUGCGGUCAGGGAUGCAAAGACGGGCAGGCUCUUCAUCAUGGGCGUUGUCAGUCCUUGGAUCGCGGUCUGUGAUCCGAAGUAG